Messenger RNA from Ctenopharyngodon idella (grass carp), 5622 nucleotides. RefSeq names its product zinc finger, CCHC domain containing 14 (gene zcchc14). Gene Ontology annotation, molecular function: protein binding; phosphatidylinositol binding; nucleic acid binding. The coding region runs from base 1341 to 4313 and encodes 990 amino acids. The transcript has 13 exons. NCBI's taxonomy places the organism in Eukaryota, Metazoa, Chordata, Actinopteri, Cypriniformes, Xenocyprididae. The record is from RefSeq and is a predicted model, not a curated record.
UAUAGUUUCAUUCUCUACCAUUGUCUGUGUAUUAAACCUCAUUCAAUUUACAGAGUAUUGAAAAAUGAUUGUUGUGAUUAUAAGCCAGGGUAUGAAGCAGUUUUAACCGUUACUAUUUUGCUAGGUUGUAUACAAAGAAAAAAUAUGACAGAGUGGAAAGUAUUUAAGAAAAUAUAGAAUCCAUUAGAUUGAAUGAGGAUAUUUAUACUACUUGGUGCUUGAUGGAGCCCUGAAACAAUUGGCGCCAUCUUCGGGAAAGUUGACAUCAUUAAAUGACAAAACCAGAGAUUUCCAAUAUAUGCCUAGUGGCUAGAAAAGGCAUACUUCAUAAAAGGGGGUUUCCUGUACUAAGACCACCACAGGAAUAAAUCACAGUAUUUUAUAAAAUUUAAAUAAAUGUAAUUAAUGUCUAAAAUUCAGUUAAGGAUGUAUGUUAAGUGAAUGUACGCUAUCUCUUUAAAUAAUACAAUUUUACUGUCCACAUCAAAUGUGACUGCAGGCGCUUUAGAGAUAUACGAGAAUGGCGUUUUGGCCAAUCAUGGCGCAGAAUGUUAUUACUGACAAGCUGUUCAUCCAAUAAAAGUCAGCCAUGGGCGGGGUUUGCGUGAAGUUCGGGAUAGUGAACUACACUGUUUUCCUUACUCGACUUCACGACAGGAUAAUGAUAGGCAACGAACCGUUGAUUAAUCACUCGCGUGAAGUGCAAACAAAAGCAGCGGGUAAAGUGUCACGUUUUUAUAAAAUAUAAAAAACGCUUCUUCAGCGUCCGACGAAGGAAUAUAUACGGAUAUACUGACGUCCAUUCGACCAGUCAAACUGUUAAAAUUGGGGAGUUUUCCACACAAAAUCUUUAUUGCCCGACGAGGGUUCCUUUGCGCGUGCACAGCAAUGCCGAUAAUUUCAUCUGGACAAAUCGGUCUAACGGAUACUAUAACAUCUGAAAGAAAUGUGCUUGUUUUAUAAUGUGUCCUGGAGUCUAUUGAAUAACUGGCUGACGUGGGGAUCACGCAGGGGGGCUGGCCGAAAAAGGAGAGACACGGGCGGGCAGAGGGGCUACGCCGCCGCGCGUCUGGGAUUACAGUAAACACUAUUUGUUUCUUCAAUAACUUGAUAGGCUUUGACGAGAUAAUGCAAUCGCUGGCAUAUAAAACGCGAAGGAAACCAUGUAGCAUGUCUUGUUGUAGGGGUUCUGAGACUCUCAGACUGACCACUGCCUAUAAGUUCAUGGAUGUUUACGUCAGUGAAUGAUUUGGAAGUUUGUAAAGUUCGUAAAGGCCAUCGACCACUGCUGUAUGAACUUUGUUUUUAAUAUCUGAUGCAUUUUAUGAGUGCUGUGUAAGAUGGUUGAGAACAGAUGCUUUGUUCAGAGAGAGGAGGUUUACCGCUGGUUCUCCGUGUUGAGUUCGGCGCAGAGGGCUGAGUUCUUCUGCGGCCUUUUGGACCUAUGCGUUCCCAUUGAGCUGCGCUUCCUCGGUUCGUGUUUGGAAGACCUAGCCCGAAAAGACUACCACUCUCUGAGGGAUGCCGAAAUCAAAGCCAACAACCCGGCUGACCUCGCCAACCUGACCAACAUCACGGAUGAGGUCGUGAGGAGCAAGCUGCUCGUCUCACUCGCGCUCCUCAGCUCGGACAACCGCGUAGCGGCUGGAGUUUUGUUUCGCACCCUCACUCACAUCGACACCAUCAUUAAUAACUACGGACUUCAGCUUAACGAUGGCCAGACGGGAGAGCAGUUUUUGCUCCUCUUCACCAUGGCUUCGAACCAUCCCGCCUUUAGUUUUCAUCAAAAGCAGGUGCUGAGGCAAGAGUUGACGCAGAUACAGGAGAUCCUACAGGUGACAGUUGGUGAGGCGUCGUCGACGUCACAGGGGGGCGGGGCCUGUGCUGCUGCGCUCCCAAACGUGAGCGCGACCCCGACCUUUCCUUCCUACAUCACCGCUUCCACCUUCAACUCCUGCCAGGCCGGAUGUCCGUGCUGCAAGACUGUGCAACGGGAGGUCACAGGAGGUCAGACGGAUGAAGGCUUAGGUUCUGAGAUCGUGCCUCCAAGUCCGUCUCUCUUGUGUCAGGAAAUGCCACUCAAAGUGCACGUCCGAAAACCCAGCAAAGUUUAUGUUGAAAGAAUUGAACUAAGAGGAGUUACACACAAAUCAGACAAACCAACAGAAUACAUCCUGGAGGCCUUGUGGUCCGACUCCACUUUGUCGACUGUCAGCAAAACCCCUCAGGAAGUGCUGGAGUUCAUCUCCCAGCUCUCUCAGCUCUUUCCUGAUGAAUGUUUGGAGAAACUUCUGCCUCAGAUGCCUGGACUUGAUUCCACUCAUGACCUAGAUCCUCGAUGCUUGACCUCUUUUCCACCUCAUGUUCUCAAACACGACAAAGUCCGUUUCUUCUUCAGCACUUCUUCCGCACCGCAGCUCCCUGCUAGCACAAAUCUGGGAUGUUUGCUUCAGUAUAGGGGAGCGAGCAGGCCCAUUUGUGGUGUCGCCAGCAUCCAGCCUGUCCUAAGCGUCCAUUCCCCCCUCCCGCAGAGCUCCCCUGCCCACCUGCCCCCUCUUCCCCCUCAGACAGCGGUGGCCAUCCUCCCCGGCACUGCUGUACCCAUGGGGGAGGGCAGUCCACCACAGACACACCUCACAAACCCUGGAGCCCAAUCCCAGCAGCCCAGCCCGGAGCAGAACGGCAUCCUGGACUGGCUUCGUAAACUGCGGUUGCAUAAAUAUUACCCUGUCUUCAAACAGCUAACCAUGGAGGAGUUCCUCGCUCUCACAGAAGAGGAUCUCAACAAGUACGACCUCACUCAGGGGGCCAAGAAGAAACUGAAGACUCAGCUAGAGCUUCAGAAAGAGAAGCUGGAGAAGAGAUAUGUGGUGUCUCAGUUUCCUGUUUCCUGUGGUGGGGUUGCCAGAGUGACCCCUUCCAGUCACAUCGGACCCCUAACACACGUACACCCUGGAAGUGGCACUGAGCUACGGGUAGACGUCGAGAACAGCUCGUUGCCUAUCCCACGGGACAGCAGUUCCUCCUCUGGCUAUUCCAGUGCUCCUUCCAGUCCAAUGACCCCUUUUUCACGUGACACUUCCUUCGACCGGGUCAAAGACCCUCACAGACGUUUGGAGUCUUGUUUGGAUUCUGGCGAGAAAGAGCGGUCAUGCUUUCUCCUCAAUCCUGCGGUAUCCACCGGUCCUAGCCGUCCCACUGCCCAAGUCCUCCCAGUCCAGAAUGAUCCCUCCCUCUGUCCCUCCCAAAUGAGUUUGCCCCCUCCCUCCCUGCCCCUCCUCUCCCCAGGCCGGGUUCUCAACUCUCCCCGCAAACCUCGCCCACCCCCUCUCUGUUCAGAAGAACGUCCUAAACCAGUGGGGUCCGGGGUUGCUGUGGGUGUCCGACUUGAGAACAUGUUUCCUGGGCUGAGUCUUGACGGUACCCCGGGACACCAAGACAUGUCGGCCCCCCGCGGGCCCCUAGCAGUGCUUCGUUCCCCUCCAGGUCUCAUGGUGGAGACCAGCACUGCUCUCACUGCCACAUCUAACACCCUCCACCACGUCUCCCACCCACCCUUACACUUACAAGUGUCUUCUUCUGUACCACGUACAGGAUCGUACCCUUUUUCUACCCCGUCCUCCUGCCCGUCAUCAUGUUCCUCCACCAGACCCUCUUUCUCACCUGUCAGUGGAGUACCCAUAGGAACGGCCAGCAGCGUUCCCAUGGCGGCAGUACCUGGCAAUACGUACUGCAUAAACAGUACACCCGUGGUCACGCCCAGUUCUAGCCCAGCGUCCACAGAGAAUAGCGGCUACGCCUCUGUGCAAGCAAACAGCAUUAACUCCAGUUCCUCAUUAUGCGUUUGUAGCUCUUGCGGGUGUAGCCGUAACUGUGGCUCCUAUGGGGCGCUUCCGGCUAGCUACACUGGCUACUUUCCACAUCCGUUCUCAGGAACGUCAGUGUUCACUUUAGGUCCUUUGCUUCAUUUCAGCCCGCUCCUCACAGGAAGUGGUACCGCCUCUCCUUUUUCCUACCCCCUGGUAGCCCCACCUAUCUACAACAACAGCCUAUCACAUGACUCACAACAGAAUCUUGUGCUUCCCUCAGUGCAGGGUUUUCUUGGGGGAGGGGGCGGUGUGUACCAGCCCCAUGGAAUCAUGGGAAACGGAAGCUCUGGGCAUAAGAAAACAGGGAAUUUGUCCUGCUAUAACUGUGGGCUGAGUGGGCAUCGUGCACAAGACUGCAAGCAACCAGCAAUGGACUCUGCACAACAAGGGACGUUUCGUCUGAAAUAUUCUCCGCAGUCAGACAGCCAGGACUCAGGGGACUAAAUGAUGUGUAUGGACUGAUUUGGACCUGCACCUUCCUCAGUGUGUAAAGACACUUGAUGUGAGACCCCCACUGAGCAAAGACAUUACAGUAUCUCUUCACAGGAAGAUCGAGUGAUCGAGUUUGAACAGUUAUGGCUUCGAUGAAAGCCUUGUGCCAAAGAAUCACUUCACAGUGGAUCUUUGUAAAGGGAUGUUCAAAGAAGAACUCUUUUUGUGUUCUUCAGUACUCUUCACUCCAUUCGUUUCACUUGAGACUCGCUUGAGCAAGUCACUAUGGAGCAGCCAGCAGCGUUUCAAAUGAACAUUGAUCGCACAUGUCAUUCUUGGAAGCAAAACAACGAGGUAAACUGACAGAAUUUGCUUGCCAAAUAAUGUGCAAUGAUGACCAAGACUUUUUGCUCUUGGUGUGACAAGUCAACCUUUGGGAAUAAAAUACUGGCAGUUAUUUUUUUUCUGGAAAUUCAUAUGGGAAAGGAAAAACUGACAAUUGAGGAAGUGGAAAUGUUGUUUUCCAUCUCAAGAGGUCAUUUUUUAGCUUUUUGACCGGAAGUCUUCUUAAUCAUCAUGUGUUAUGUUUGUUGUUCUCGUGGUAUAUUUGUUAAUGUCCCGGUUUUUGCUACUUUUGCUACAUUUGCUACUUUUGAAUUAUAUUUUUUAUUACAUGUUCAAUGUUUUCUUUGCCAUAAAGGUGCCAUGUCAGGGUGACACUCCAAUAAAAGACAUUUAUACAGUCAAAGCACUCGAGACCGUUGAAGUAGAACUUUUUAAUUUACUACAAUUAUUAAAACUGUAAUGAAAAAGAAGAAAUUACUUCCCAGAUUUAUGAAUUUCAGCUUCUGAACUGAGAACUGAACACUAGAGGAAACACUAAAAAGGUCAAAACAGUGGGUUUUUCCACGUUAUUUCUCAAUUACAUGGGCAUAUACUUUUUCCAAAGUGUUGAAAAAGGUCGGACUUACACAAAAGACCCAUUUAGCCAAUAGAUGCCAUUCCAUUGUUGCUGUUUCAAAGCAAAUGGUAAUAUUUAUGAUCUGUGUUUUCAGUGUCUAGCUGCCUUUUACAGAACAUUUGUUUUUAAUUAUAGAUCUUGCAGUUGCUGGAUAUGCAUGUUGCCUGAUCAUGAAUUACUACAGGCUGUAUGUAUUAUGUGUAGUAUUAUUAUCGCAGGAAAGCUUUUGAAUUAAAACGACAAUGCUGACGCAGCCAUUUUGUAUUCAGAGGUGAAUGUUUAUUGAAGAUUGAUUGUUGAAGUUUUGUAUAAUGUAUCAAUUUGACACUUUUUAAAAUGAAUUAAAAAUGUUUUUGAGAA